Aspergillus wentii DTO 134E9 is the source of this 390-nucleotide messenger RNA. RefSeq lists its product as uncharacterized. Bases 1 to 390 code for a protein of 129 amino acids. The record is from RefSeq and is a predicted model, not a curated record. NCBI's taxonomy places the organism in Eukaryota, Fungi, Ascomycota, Eurotiomycetes, Eurotiales, Aspergillaceae. The transcript has a single exon.
AUGCACCUCCCCUACCUAACCCUCGUCCUCCUCGCAAGCCUCUCCACCGCCUCCGUCCUCCCAGAUAGGAACAUAACAAUCUCCUCCAGACAAGCAGAAAUCUGCGAUACCUGCCAGCCAAAUGCAGCUGGGUAUGUCAUCGACGCCGCCCUGGAAGAAGAGCCCGCCAUAACCCGACAAAAGAAAUGCAAACCGCUCAAUGCGAAGUGCAAAAAGACGAAACAGUGCUGUAUGGGCGUUUGUCGGCGAGCCAUGCUCUUCAAGUAUUGCGUGCGGCCGGAGAGAAAGGGGAAGAAGAAGUUUGAGGUUUGGCAGGGGGGUUCUCUGGAGAGUGACGAUGGCGUUGAUGAUGAGGAAGAGGAUGCAGGGGAUGACACUCAGGUUGAGUGA